AUGAAAAUUUUUUUCUUGUUACAACAAAGUAUAAUGACCAAGAAGUAUAGGCCAAAAGUUGAUACCAGUGAAAAAAUGAAGAGGAAGGAGAGCUGCAAUGAGGGAGGUCCCUCGAAGAAGAAGAAAUGUAAUCAUCCUCCCUUCGUUGAUCCGUCCUCAGUAGUUAAUCUCACCUCCACCAAUCCAAUUGAUCCCUUUGUUGAUCCCACCUCUACCAAUCCAGUUGAUCCCUCAUUCAAUACAUCAAGUUCACCCAAUCCCAAUCCCAAUCCAAUCCCAAUCCAACCCAAUCCAACAAGUUCAUCCAAUGAAGACAUAUAUUUCUUCAAUGAUGAUUGCAAACAUCGGUAUGAUAAUUGCUUUUAUAAUAGACCUUUGUUAUUGGAGAGGGGUGUUGUACUUGAUGAAUUAAAAGAUGUAGGAUUAGAUGUUAUUUUUGCUUUUCAUCGAUGGAAUUAUUCAGUUCAUAUCAAGAAGAUGGAUAAAGCAUAUAAUACAUUGCUGAAGAUAUUUUAUUCUAACUUGCAUGAUAUUGAUAAAAUUAAUCACAAGUUUAAGUCCCUUGUGAGGAAGGUGAGUUUUGAAGUAACCCCAGAUUUAGUUUCAAAAAUAUUGGGAGUUCACCGACCCUUCCUUCAUGAUGAUACACUUUCUUAUCCAUUCAAUAAUUCUAAGCACAUACAUAAGUUGGAAGAUGUUUAUACAGAAAUCGAGGGUAUACCUAAUAAUUUUAGUGAGAGUGUUACUGAUCCAUCAUUUUUUUCAGCAACAGCUGACUCCUAA
Ilex paraguariensis (yerba mate) is the source of this 783-nucleotide messenger RNA. The record is from the annotation of a GenBank genome assembly. Lineage: Eukaryota; Viridiplantae; Streptophyta; Magnoliopsida; Aquifoliales; Aquifoliaceae.